AUGACCUUACACUUUGUGAGUGCAAAGUGCAUACCAAAGGACGUUGAAGCGUUUGUUAUUUCAUCCCUGUUGCUGAAAAUUCGUCAACAGCCCACGACCGAUUUUGCCCUUCUUGGGGCUCAUCAGCCGCAGUCCCCGAGUUUCCGUCAACUUAUGGAUUUAGCAACGUUGUGGAAUAUAUAUGGCUCAGGUACUCUACUUGAUUGUCGGUCUCUUCACCCAGCUCUGCAGCUGAACUGCAAACGUUUCAUCACUAAUCGAGGUGAUAUCGUCCACGCGGCGUUGAAGAUGUCACCUAGAUGGGCGAUGAAACGUUUGCAAUGCCACUGCCAAGCUCAGCGAACAGACCGAAAACCAAACCAAUGA
This is a messenger RNA of Opisthorchis viverrini, 366 nucleotides long. RefSeq lists its product as hypothetical. The record is from RefSeq and is a predicted model, not a curated record. Bases 1 to 366 code for a protein of 121 amino acids. The transcript is spliced from 3 exons. Lineage: Eukaryota; Metazoa; Platyhelminthes; Trematoda; Opisthorchiida; Opisthorchiidae.